Messenger RNA from Phyllopteryx taeniolatus (common seadragon), 3233 nucleotides. RefSeq names its product zinc finger protein 37-like. Gene Ontology annotation, biological process: regulation of transcription by RNA polymerase II. Bases 1929 to 3155 code for a protein of 408 amino acids. The record is from RefSeq and is a predicted model, not a curated record. The transcript has 4 exons. NCBI's taxonomy places the organism in Eukaryota, Metazoa, Chordata, Actinopteri, Syngnathiformes, Syngnathidae. Gene Ontology annotation, molecular function: RNA polymerase II cis-regulatory region sequence-specific DNA binding; DNA-binding transcription factor activity, RNA polymerase II-specific.
UGUAUUUUCGAAAUAACUCGACUUCCCGUCCCCUUCAACGUGACACCAUGCCUUGGCCAUUGCUGCCAUCUAGCGGUAAUGACGGCACAGCACACAUCGAAUGUCGUCGAUCAAGCGCUCGUGUUGUGUUAAAUGAUAACUCUCAGUGACUCACCACAAUCGACAUGACGAGGAGACUAGUUCGGCAACGCCCCGUCGUCACUAGUCGUAUAUACACAAGUAUCUGCAACAAUACUCGACCAUUUUUUUGCUUUUGCUAGCAAGACACACACACGCGCGCACCACAACACGGAUCUAGUUUGUCCCAUUGGAGUUGCCGUACUAAGCAGUGCCACUCGUGUUGCUGUUCUUCCGCGUUCAGUUCCGAAUUAGGACGAAGCGACCCGAAACGUCGACACAGUUCGCCCGUCGCUACUCCAGUGGACUAAACCAUCAUGAGUGAAAUCUCCGAGUCCGGAUAAACCCGUCUCGUUUCACAUUGAAGCGUCGAGGACUCGCCUAGCCUAGCUUAGCUUAGCUUUUUAGCUAGCUGCUAGCAAGGCGACGCGCUUGUUCGCAAGUGUGCGCGUCAAGUGCUGCGAAAAUGUGUGCAAAACGUGUGAAAGAAGAAAAGUGCGAGGAGAGCGAGGGGCAACGUCAACGACUGGCCGCUUUUCGUCAGCAGCCUCACUUUGUGCUGAGCCGAGCAGACGUCAGUGGCGGAGAUCUUUGUCCUGAGCCGCCUGACAUUAAAGAGGAAGAAGAGCCAGAGGCCCCACACAUGAAAGAGGAGGAGCAGGAGGAUGACAUCACCAAGUUUCAGUUGACUGGUGUUAUUGUGAAGAGUGAACAAGGUGAUGGAGACCACAGUGGACAAUCACAAGCAGACGGCCUCUUACCGCCUCUAUCAGAUAGUGACGACAUAACGUCACACUCUGAUGAUGAUGAUGAUGAUGAGGAGGAGGAGGAGGAACACUCUCAUCAUGAUAUGACGCUUCACACUGACAAAAAGCGAGUGAAAUGUUCUCAGUGCGACAAAGUUUUUUACAAGUCCUCAUUGAAAAGACACACAAGAACACACACUGGAGAGAAACCUUUUGCCUGCUCAGUUUGUAGUAAAAGAUUCUCUAGAAAGGGAGAUUUAGGAACACACCAGAGAACACACACUGGGGAGAAACCUUUUGCGUGCUCCGUUUGUGGUAAAAGAUUUACUCAAGGAAACUCUUUGAUAGCGCAUGAGAGAACGCACACCGGUGGAAAACCUUUUGCUUGUUUAGUUUGCGGUAAAACGUUCAGUCAGAAAGGAAAUUUGAUUGCGCACACAAGAACACACACUGGAGAAAAACCUUUUGCCUGUUCAGUUUGUGGUCAAAGAUUCUCUAUAAAGGCAAAUUUAACAACGCACAUAAGAACACACACUGGAGAAAAACCUUUUGCCUGCUCAGUGUGCGACCAAAGAUUCUCUAUCAAGAGAAAUUUAACAAGACACACGCGAACACACACUGGAGGGAAAUGAUUCGGUUGCAGCAAACGAUGAAAGCGGUUCACAGACAAGCUGGCGAGGGGCAGCGAUCAGCGAAGCUGCAGAAUAAACGGAAGAAACCGAGGCUGUGUUGCUUUUUGACUUGUUCCUUUUUCUCUAAUCACUAUAGAGGGAUUUUUAUAUAGUCAACUAUAUACACUAUAUUACCAUAAGUCAUCACUGACCUUCCUUCACCCGGAUAUGAACUUUAACGCUGUCAGUAAGUCCUCGCGAAAUAAAUCUUUCUGAAUGAGUCUGAAACAGGCCGAAAACGCGACUAAGGACGUCCAUCACUACCCUACUGGACUAAAACGUUAUUUGUUGCAUAAACUGAAGCCAGUUUAACUUAGCUUGAUAGCCGCUAACAAAGAGUUGUUAGCCACACCUGGCUCAGCAGAGAUCACGUGUGAAAAGUCACCGUCUAAAAAUGUGGGAAAAAUGUGUGAAAGAAGAAGAGUACGAGGAGGACAUUUGUCGAGCGGAAGAGACCGAACGUCACCGACUGGACGCCGUUUGCGAGCUGCAAGCUCGAGAUUUGCUACAGAGAGCAGACGUCACUCGAGAAGAUCUUCUUCAGCAGGAGCCAGAGUCCCUCCAGAUCAAAGAGGAGGAGGAGGAGGAGCUUCCGCAGAUCAAAAAGGAAGAGGACCUCCAGUCUCCUCUCUUUAAAGAGGAAGCGGAGGAGGAUGAAAUCAGCAAGUUCUCAUUGACUGCUGUCAGUGUGCAGAGUGAAGCAAGUGAUGGAGACCACUUUGGAGGAUCCCAAGCAGACGGCCUCUUAGCGCCGCUCGCAGAUAGUGACAGCGCAACGUCACACUCUUCUGACUAUGAGGACGGAGAACACUGGAAAGACGUCAGUGACAGAGAUCUUUGUCCUGAGCCGCCUGACAUUAAAGAGGAAGAAGAGCCAGAGGCCCCACACAUGAAGGAGGAGGAGCAGGGGGAUGACAUCACCAAGUUUCAGUUGACUGGUGUUAUUGUGAAGAGUGAACAAGGUGAUGGAGACCACAGUGGACAAUCACAAGCAGACGGCCUCUUACCUCCUCUAUCGGAUAGUGACGACAUAACGUCACACUCUGAUGAUGAUGAUGAUGAUGAUGAAGAACACUGUUGUCGUCAUAUGAUGCUUCACACUGAUAAAAAGCCAGUGAAAUGUUCUCAGUGUGAGUCCUCAUCAAAAAGACGCAUAAGAACACACAGUGGAGAGAAACCCUUUGCCUGCUCAGUUUGUAGUAAAAGAUUCUCGAGAAAGGGACAUUUAGGAAUCCACCAAAGAACACACACUGGGGAGAAACCUUUUGCUUGCUCUGUUUGCGGUAAAAGAUUCACACAAGGAAACUCUUUGACGGCCCAUGAGAGAACGCACACUGGUGGGAAACCUUUUGUUUGUUUAGUUUGUGGUAAAACGUUCAGUCAGAAGGGAAAUUUAAUUGCGCACACAAGAACACAUACUGGAGAAAAACCUUUUGCCUGUUCAGUUUGUGGUCAAAGAUUCUCUAUAAAGGCAAAUUUAACAACGCACAUAAGAACACAUACUGGAGAAAAACCAUUUGCCUGCUCAGUGUGUGGCCAAAGAUUCUCUAUCAAGAGAAAUUUAACAAGACACACGCGAACACACACUGGAGAGAACCGAUUCAUUUGCAGCGUACGAUAAAAGAUUGUAUGAAAAGUGUUUGGUUCACAGACAAAUGUACAGACGAGAAGAGCAGCUGUCAGUGAAGUUGCAGAAUAA